Messenger RNA from Pisolithus orientalis, 786 nucleotides. RefSeq lists its product as uncharacterized. NCBI's taxonomy places the organism in Eukaryota, Fungi, Basidiomycota, Agaricomycetes, Boletales, Pisolithaceae. Bases 1 to 786 code for a protein of 261 amino acids. The transcript is spliced from 8 exons. The record is from RefSeq and is a predicted model, not a curated record.
AUGAAAGCCAGAUUUCAAGAGCAGGCCUAUCAUCACCCAAUCAAUGUUGGGAAAAAUCAGGGUGAAAAAACCUGCAAUGCAGAAGCUGCUGAGAGAUACAUGGAAGUGACUGAGCUGUCCAUUCUGGUGACUGACUCAAACACCAUCUGCAUUUGGUAUUUGCCAGAUGCUCUCAGCCCAAAAAGAAGGGCUGAUGUAUGGAACUGCCUUCAUCUUCUGAGGGAACCAAUGUGGGAGCACAUAAAGGCUUCCCCACAGGCAUGGUGGAUGGACAAGUCAUAUUUCCACGAUAAUGCUGAGUUGAAAGGUGCCAUCAACCUGUCACCCACAUGGUUUCAACAGGGUCAUGGGGGGGAUGGCAGGGAAGCAUUGAUCUACCUUGGCAAACAGGUGGAACAGUGGGCAGAUUCAGAUAUGAGCUCCAUACUGCCAAUAUGGAGCUCCACAUAUAGCAGCAUGUCCAUGAUGGUGAAUUGGGCAACUUGUUACCACAGGGAUAUCAAUGGAUGGGAUCCAUGGUAUGACAUGCUGGUAACCAUGGGUGACUACCCACCCUUGGACUUUGUCAUUCCAAUGUUGAAUCCUGGCUGUUCAGCACUGGAGCAUGGGGUGGGAGCCAUAGAUGGUGACAGAGCAUGCCUGGCAUACUACAUGCAUGUCAAUACCAGUUGCAACUGGACAACUGUUGAUUUGAAGCUGCAAAAUUUAAUGAUAUGCUGGCUCUUGAACUUUGGAUGGGUGGUGUUGCCAAGAUUUUGCGAAUGGGCAGGUGCUUUGACAUCAUAG